AUGGCUUCCUCGGGUGAGCCAAUUUCUUCUCCCUCAAAUCUCCCUUCAUCACUACCAGCAAAAUCCGACCAAAUCCACGUGUUCUGGCACGAGGGCAUGCUGGAACACGACACGGGCAAAGGAGUUUUUGACACAGGAAUGAAUCCUGGUUUUCUUGAUGUCCUAGACAAGCACCCUGAGAAUUCAGACAGGGUGAAAAAUAUGGUGUCCAUUCUUAAAAAGGGACCCAUUGCACCUUUCAUUUCUUGGCACCAAGGAAGGCCUUCCCUCAUCUCUGAAUUGCUUUAUUUUCAUACUCAAGAUUACAUAAACGAACUGGUUGAGGCUGACAAAAAUGGGGGAAAGCUCAUUUGUGCUGGAACAUUCUUAAAUCCCGGAUCAUGGGAUGCUGCACUUCUUGCUGCUGGUACCACGUUAUCAGCAAUGCAAUAUAUCCUUGAUGGGCACGGAAAAAUUGCUUAUGCAUUGGUUAGGCCUCCAGGUCAUCAUGCUCAGCCUACUCAAGCAGACGGAUACUGCUUUCUCAAUAAUGCUGGUCUUGCUGUACAGCUCGGGCUCGAUUCUAGGUUUAAAAAAGUUGCAGUUAUCGACAUUGAUGUCCAUUACGGGAAUGGAACUGCAGAAGGUUUCUAUUGCUCUGAUAGGGUUCUUACUAUCUCCCUUCAUAUGAAUCAUGGUUCAUGGGGUCCUUCUCAUCCACAGACGGGAAGUGUGGACGAACUUGGUGAAGGGGGUGGCUUUGGAUAUAAUUUGAAUAUACCUCUGCCAAAUGGAACUGGAGAUAGAGGGUAUGCGUAUGCUAUGGCCAAGUUAGUUGUUCCAUCCGUAGAGAAAUUCGAACCCGACAUGAUUGUUUUGGUCGUUGGUCAAGACUCCAGUGCAUUUGAUCCGAACGGAAGGCAAUGCCUGACAAUGGAAGGAUAUAGGGAGAUUGGACAUAAAGUUCGCAAAAUGGCUGACAAGUAUUGCGAUGGACGUAUCUUGAUCGUCCAAGAAGGUGGAUAUCAUGUUACAUAUUCAGCUUAUUGUUUGCAUGCAACUCUUGAGGGUGUGCUCAAUAUUCCAUAUCCAUUAAUAUCUGAUCCUAUUGCCUAUUACCCGGAAGAUGAGGCCUUCACGACUGAAGUUGUCGAAUCCAUGAAGCGAUAUCAAAUGGAUAAGUGUGACUAG
Fraxinus pennsylvanica is the source of this 1170-nucleotide messenger RNA. Lineage: Eukaryota; Viridiplantae; Streptophyta; Magnoliopsida; Lamiales; Oleaceae. The record is from the annotation of a GenBank genome assembly.